AGACAAUCCAAGAAAGCAUUUAACUUUUCCAGAAUAAAAGAAAGAAAAUAGUAAUAAAGAAGAGGAGAAAAUGGGGUCGAGAAUAUGCUUCGUUUUGCUUCUCUUCUUCCUUGUUCUUGGCAUUGCCACAUCCUCACUCCUUGAUUAUGAUACGGUGGAGACUCCAGGAGAAAAAGGGCGUUCCCUUCUUGAAAAGAAAAAGGAACCAAAGAUGACCGAACCUUGUCCAUUCGACGUGAAAAAAGCGAACUACAAAAUAGUUACGAGCCAGUGUCAAAAACAACCAUUUCUUUACCCCGCCAAGGCAUGCUGCAAAUCAUUUAAGCAAUUAACCUGCAAAUAUAGGGAUUACCUUAACGAGGAUAACACUUGCGCCGAGGAAAUGAUCGAAUAUCUCCGUAACUACGGCAAGUAUCCUCCGGGGACUUUCCGGCGCGUCUGUGAAGAAUUUGAAGGCAAGAAGGACCUCGACUGUGCUGGAUAUUAAUAUAUAUGAAAGAAGAAAAUGCAGCCAAAAUAGGUUUGGAAUAUAUAAAUUCCUGUCCAAAGAUUUGGAUUACGUACAAAACUUGUACUAUAUAAAAUUGUACAAAGUGUUUCCACUGGCUUAAUUAUAACUUAACCUACUAUACUCCUCCAA
Ipomoea nil (Japanese morning glory) is the source of this 640-nucleotide messenger RNA. Its product is annotated as GPI-anchored protein LLG2-like. NCBI's taxonomy places the organism in Eukaryota, Viridiplantae, Streptophyta, Magnoliopsida, Solanales, Convolvulaceae. The record is from RefSeq and is a predicted model, not a curated record. The coding region runs from base 71 to 487 and encodes 138 amino acids. The transcript is spliced from 3 exons.